Messenger RNA from Saprolegnia diclina VS20, 1319 nucleotides. RefSeq lists its product as hypothetical. Gene Ontology annotation, biological process: amino acid metabolic process. Gene Ontology annotation, molecular function: aminoacylase activity. Gene Ontology annotation, cellular component: cytoplasm. The record is from RefSeq and is a predicted model, not a curated record. NCBI's taxonomy places the organism in Eukaryota, Oomycota, Saprolegniomycetes, Saprolegniales, Saprolegniaceae. The transcript is spliced from 7 exons. Bases 16 to 1284 code for a protein of 422 amino acids.
UCCAGAGCUGCCAGCAUGACAACAACGACUGUCGACGCGACCUUUGAGGCCUCGGCCAUCCGCCACUUCCAGGAGCUCCUGCGCAUCCCGACCGUCAGCGGCACCGGCGCCAAGGGCGCCUAUGACCAGUGCGCUGCGUGGCUCGUCGACUACCUUGGCGAGCUCAGUCUCCAGGCGCACGUCUUCUCGCCUGUCGCGGGCAAGCCCAUCGUCUUGGCGACGUGGGCGGGCGAGGACCCGACGCUGCCCGGUGUCCUUCUCAACUCGCACUACGAUGUCGUGCCCGUCAUGCGCGAGAGCUGGCACUACGACCCGUUUGGCGGCGAGAUCCGCGACGACGGCUUCAUCGUCGGCCGGGGCACGCAGGACAUGAAGAGCGUGUGCAUCCAGUAUCUCGAAGCCGUCCGGCUCUUGAAAGCGUCGGGCUUUGUGCCGGCGCGCAACGUGCACUUGUGCUUUGUGCCCGACGAAGAGAUUGGCGGCGUCGACGGCAUGGGCGAAUUCCUCAAGUCGCCCGAGUACAAGGCGAUCACGCCCUUGGCCAUCGCGCUCGACGAAGGUCUGGCCAACCCAACGGAAAAGUUUACAGUCUUUUAUGGCGAGCGCACGCCGUGGUGGAUCUACGUCAAGGCCGAGGGCCCGACGGGCCAUGGGUCGCGCUUCAUUGAGAACACGGCGACGUCCAAGCUCAUUGCGAUCUGCAACAAGGCGCUGGCCUUUCGCGACGAGCAAGAGAAGGCGCUUGGCGCGUCCUGCGGCUGCAAGCACGGCGACAUGAAGAAGAAGAAGCUCGGGGACGUCACGACUAUCAACCUCACGGUGCUCAAGGCCGGCGUCUCGAUGGACAAUGGCGCUACGUACUCGCUCAAUGUCAUUCCGACUGAAGCCACGGCCGGCUUUGACAUUCGCAUUUCACCGACGGCCGACCUCACCGAGUUCCACGCGAUGCUCGAUGCGUGGUGCGCGGCCGACGGCGUCUCGUGGUCGUAUGUUGGUGCGCCGCUGCACGAGCACCAUGUGACCUCGGUCGACGCCGAGACGAACCCGCUCUGCGCGCGGUUCCUCGAGACGUGCAAGGACCUUGGCAUGGACGUCGAGCUCGAGGUGUUUCCGGCGGCCACCGACAGCCGCUUCUUGCGCCAGAUUGGCGUGCCGGCGCUGGGCUUUUCGCCCAUGAACAAGACCGAGAUUUUGCUCCACGAGCACAACGAGAUGUUGCACAAGGAUACGUUUCUCAAGGGCAUUUACAUUUACCGCGACCUCUUUACGCACCUCUUGGCCUAAGCUACGGAGCGAACACGUUGCCAUUUUGUUGUUGU